Molecule: messenger RNA, 1087 nt
Organism: Athene cunicularia (burrowing owl)
Lineage: Eukaryota; Metazoa; Chordata; Aves; Strigiformes; Strigidae
Gene: NEFL
Product: neurofilament light
Exons: 3
Coding region: 16-687 (223 amino acids)
Biological process (GO): neurofilament bundle assembly
Cellular component (GO): postsynaptic intermediate filament cytoskeleton; cytoplasm; axon
Molecular function (GO): structural constituent of postsynaptic intermediate filament cytoskeleton
Source: RefSeq, a predicted model, not a curated record
GUAUUAUUGCUAGACAUGGGAGAAUUAAGAAUUUUACGUUGUGAGUAUUGUUGCUUCCAACAGGAUACAAUCAACAAAUUAGAGAACGAGCUGAGAACCACGAAGAGUGAAAUGGCUCGGUACUUGAAGGAAUAUCAAGAUCUACUCAAUGUGAAAAUGGCCCUGGACAUCGAAAUUGCAGCAUAUAGGAAACUGCUGGAAGGUGAAGAGACCCGACUCAGUUUCACUAGUGUUGGAAGCAUCACCAGUGGCUACACCCAGACUGCCCCGACCUUCGGCAGAUCUGCCUACAGUGGUCUCCAGUCCAGCUCCUACCUGAUGACAACCCGUUCCUUCCCCACGUACUACUCCAGUCACGUCCAGGAAGAGCAGAUUGAGAUAGAGGAAACAAUUGAGGCUGCUAAAGUGGCAGAAGCCAAGGCAGCCCCUGCAGAAGAAGGUGAGGAGGAGGAGAAAGAGGAAGGUGAGGAAGAAGCAGGAGGUGAAGAGGCUGAAGAAGAGGAGGAAGGUGCUAAAGAAGAAUCUGAAGAAGCCAAAGAGGGUGAGGAAGAGGAAGGAGAAGGGGAAGAAACAGCAGCUGAAGAAGGGGAGGAGGCUCAGGAAACAACUGAGGAAACUGGUGAGGAGGAGAAGGAAGAGAAAGAAGCAGCAGGAAAGGAAGAGAGUGAAGUGAAGAAGAAGGCUUAAUUUUUAGGCAGUCUAGCCUUCUCAUCAGGUCAACAGAAUAAACGAUGAUUGACUGAGCUAAAAUUGCAGUCUCACAUAUUUAAUUCAGUGACCACUGAGGUUUAAAGUUAAUGAUUAAUGAUGUUUCUCUCUGUGCAGAGUAUCAGUAUGCUUGCAGAGCACCCACUGGCUUGCUCCCUGAAUGCCGCAUGGUCUACACGUAUGAAUUCAGGGGUUAUGUCUUUCUUGGGUGAUCCAGAACCUUAAAAUUUAAAACGGGGGGAAAAAAAAAAGUCAUGGGAAUGAAAGUUAUCUUUAACUUGUAUUUAAAAUAAUUAUGGAAACCUUGGGUGGGUAAAAUAAUGGAGGCUUCAAUAAGUAUGUGCAAUAAAGCUAGUCAAUAAAGAAAUGCUUACACAGA